This is a messenger RNA of Hylaeus volcanicus, 956 nucleotides long. RefSeq names its product proteasome subunit beta type-5 (gene Prosbeta5). The transcript is spliced from 5 exons. Gene Ontology annotation, molecular function: threonine-type endopeptidase activity. The record is from RefSeq and is a predicted model, not a curated record. The coding region runs from base 41 to 889 and encodes 282 amino acids. Gene Ontology annotation, cellular component: proteasome core complex. NCBI's taxonomy places the organism in Eukaryota, Metazoa, Arthropoda, Insecta, Hymenoptera, Colletidae.
UAACAAGAUGACAAGCAUUCGACAGUAGACUACCACAAAAAUGGCGCUCGCUGAAGUUUGCGGUCUCAAUUCAUUUGUUGAUUUUAAUGCAACACGCGAGAAGAAUUAUUUUUCACAGGAAAUUCAAGCUUACAGCAGGAAUUUCAUUAACAAUGCACAGCUGGCUGUACCACCCUACGUAAACCCAGCAGAAAACUUGGCUCGCCUCACAGAAGGAACAGAUGAAACUGGGAAACAUAUCAAGAUUAAAUUUGAUCAUGGAACUACCACAUUGGGUUUUCAAUACAAAGGCGGUAUUGUUCUUGCUGUUGAUUCACGUGCAACAGGAGGCCAAUUUAUUGGUUCUUCCACUAUGAAGAAGAUUGUCGAAAUUAAUGACUAUCUUCUUGGAACUUUGGCUGGCGGUGCUGCAGACUGUGUCUACUGGGACAGAGUAUUGGCAAAAGAAUGUCGCAUGUAUGAAUUGAGAAAUAGAGAACGCAUUUCUAUUGCAGCUGCUAGCAAACUUUUGUCUAAUAUGAUAUAUAAUUACAAAGGAAUGGGAUUGAGUAUUGGUAUGAUGCUUGCUGGAUGGGACAAAAGAGGACCUAGUUUGUAUUAUGUGGAUUCAGAAGGUACUCGUACACCAGGGAAAGUUUUUAGCGUAGGAUCAGGAUCAAUCUAUGCAUUUGGUGCUCUAGAUUCUGGUUAUAAUUGGGAUUUAUCUGAUGAAGAAGCUUAUGAACUGGGCAGACGAUCCAUUUACCAUGCCACCCACAGAGAUGCUUACUCUGGUGGUAUUAUAAGAGUUUAUCAUAUGAAAUCAACAGGCUGGGUACAUAUUUCUGAUGAAGAUUGUAAAGACCUUCAUUAUAAGUAUGAAGAACAGAAGCAAAAAGAUGUCAACUAAUAGGAAUUAAAUAUCAUUGUACUCUGUCAAAUGUUUCCUUUAAUAAAAUCGAUUUCUAUAAACAAAA